Molecule: messenger RNA, 669 nt
Organism: Stylophora pistillata
Lineage: Eukaryota; Metazoa; Cnidaria; Anthozoa; Scleractinia; Pocilloporidae
Source: RefSeq, a predicted model, not a curated record
AUGUUCCGAAGCAAUGGGUAUGGAGAACUGACAGAUAAGGGACACUCAGAUCACUGCCUCUUCGGAAUAUGGUGGGAUCAUUGCUGUAGUCCAGGGAAGGCUGAACUUCAACAAUUCAGUGGAAAUAGAAACCAGGAAAGCAUUGUUUAUCACAAGUUAAACCCGUCAAUUCAAGCUCGUUUCAUCAGGCUAGACUCAGACCUAAAGCCUGGGUGUUCAACACCUCUAGGUAUGGAGAACGGACGGAUAAAGGAUGCUCAAAUCACCGCCUCCUCAGAAUAUAGCGUUCGACAUGCUGCAAAGUUUGGAAGAUUGAACUUCAAGGCAGCUAGAAAACAGCAGGGAGGAUGGUCAGCAGGCAUCGCUGUUAAUUCGUGGAUUCAAGUGGAUCUUACCAAGUACACUGUGGUGAAAGGAAUAGCGACACAAGGGAAAAAUGGUUACAGCCAGUGGGUGACUAAAUUCAAACUGCAGUACAGCGACGAUGGAGUGAACUUUCACUAUUACGGAGAAUCCGACCAGAGUUCGCCAAAGGUCUUUGAAGGAAAUAAAGACACGGACAGUAUUGUGUACUACCAUUUCUACCCUCCGAUCAAGGCACGUUUUAUCAGAUUAAGACUGAAUGGUCUGUCCAUGUUUCACUGCGGAUGGAGCUCUACGGUUGCUUAG